AAAUUAAGAAUUAGUGUUUUAUUAAAUUUUUUUUCAAGAUAAACUCUUCAGACAGGAUUUAAUAAUACUGAUUAGGUUAUAGGCUGAUUGCCUUCCAAGGCGAUAAACUUGGGCGUUCCUAAAUCACUUUAGUGUCUGUAUAAUUGAAUUUGUUUCUCCUGAGAGUGGAGCUGUGAGAUGAGGAGGCCUGAAACCAAAGAGGCGGGGCCGAAGGAGGGGGUGUGGCUUCCUGCUUCCUGGGACGGGUAAGCAGCGAGGAAGCUGGAAUUCUGCUCCUGGAGCUCAGAGUAAAGCUCCCCGCGCCGUGCUAGGGCUCCUAACUUGCUUCUGAGUUCUAUCUAAGCAGGUGGGCCUCUUGCACUCUGUGAGGCCCCAACGACUGUAGUCUAAAGGAGGUGAGGGUUCCAUCUGUUUUGUGGAAAUUUCUCUCAGUAAACUAAUGCAUGGCAGUGAUUCCAGAUUCGUCUGUAAUCAAUAUAAUGGAAAAUUCUAAGACUUCUGACUCUUUUCAACAUGAACUGGAGGAUUAUAUUAGAAAGCAAAAAGCCAGAGGAUUGCAACCAACGCUUUGCUUUACAAAGGUGAGGGAGGACUCCGCGUGCCAAGAAAGGGGCCCCACUGAGCCUCGGGGGCCAGAGCAGCAGGGACUCCCUUUCUGGAGGCCCCACGUGUUCCCCGCUUCCUUGGAAAGACUGAGGUCCGUGGAAACCCGGGUACCUCCCUGGCCUAAAGUUUCUCGUGCCCCACGAAGACUGGAAUCUGUAAGCCACACUCAAAAUAAUCAGGACCAUUUCUUCAAACACCGCUGGCUUCCAAGCCCAUCUGGGCAGGGAGAGAACACAGGCGUCCACGGAGCGCACAGCAGGGAAGGUUCCUGUUGCCUCUUCUGGGAGCCCCGAGGCAGCGCCCAGCAGGCGGGCCGUGGGGACGGAGGCCUGAGGAGGAGGCACGGGGACGUGGGAGGAUGGAGAGCGGCCGGGGAGGAGCAAGCAGAGCCCAAGAGGAAGCACCGCUCGAAGGGAGACUCACACAAAGGGAACAGGGGCAGGAGAAAGGCCGAGGGGGCGCCAGGCAGUGCAGAGAGGCCCAGACGCAGCAAGAAGAAUCACCAGGGUGGGGAUGCCGCAAAAGAGGCGAGAAGGUCGGGGAGAGAGAAGAAGGGGCCAGGCAGGGAAGGCCCAGAGGAGAGGGACCUGUGGGAUGAAGCCAUCCUCGGCAGUUGUUACUGAUGACUGGGGACUGGGGGCCCCGGUAUUAAAUCAUUUGAAUCCACUGGAAAGGAUGGAUUAGAUAACACUGAAGCAGUUAAAUGGCCACCCACUUGGAAGAAAAUAAAAUCUAAUCGUCACCUCACACUCUAUUCAAAUAUUAAAACCCAGAUGGUUUACAGAUAUAUGUGUAAAAACUAAAAUAUAAAAAUAUUCAAAGAAAAUAUGGGAAAAGUAUUUUUAAUCUUGAAGUAUGGAUGGCCUUCCUAAAUAAGACACAAGCCAGAAACCAUCAAAGAAAAAUUAAUAGAUGUAACUGCCGAGAUAUUUUAAAUUUGUGUAAAGUAGAAUAUUUUGUUGUAAAAUUUGUAAAAUGGAAAUUUUAAAAAUAAAGCAUUGUAUGUGUGCAUCGAACAGCUCUGAAAGAUACACAAUACACUGAUAACUGUGGGUUCUGGGAUCAGAGAACUGAGUGGGUGGGGAACGGGUUGCAGUUGACUAACCUUUUUUGUUGUUGUUGUUGUUGUUGUUGAGAUGGCGUUUUGCUCUGUCGCCCAGGCUGGAGUGCAAUGGUACGAUCUCAGCUCACUGCAACGCCCGCCUCCCGGGUUCAAGUGAUUCUCCUGCCUCAGUCUCCUGAGUAGCUGGGAUUACAGGUGCAUGCCACCAUGACCGGCUAAUUUUUGUAUUUUUAGUAGAGACGGGGUUUCACCAUGUUGAUCAGGAUGGUCUCAAACUCCUGACCUCGGGAUCCGCCCACCUUGGCCUCCCAGAAUGCUGGGAUUACAGGUGUGAGCCACUGCGCCUGGCCUUCUAAUAAAUACUUUUAAAGACAAGCAACAAGUUGGGGAAAUUUUUAUUUGCCUCACUGUGAAUAUCCCUGUGCAAGUUAUGGAAUUAUUGCCUCUGAGCUCCAAGCAGUCUUUUUGCUCUGCAAAACAGGACCUUAAAGGACUCCUAUGGUUUGCCAGCUGGCUUGAUGCUAGUCUCUGCCAUUAGAGGGCGCUGGAGGGUCAUUGUGAAGUGGCAGG
This is a messenger RNA of Symphalangus syndactylus (siamang), 2239 nucleotides long. RefSeq names its product lysine-rich coiled-coil protein 1-like. The record is from RefSeq and is a predicted model, not a curated record. NCBI's taxonomy places the organism in Eukaryota, Metazoa, Chordata, Mammalia, Primates, Hylobatidae.